UCAACUAGUACAACAAAAAUGAGUGACAGAAAAAUCGUUCUAGUGACUGGCUGUGCCAAAGGUGGCAUUGGCUACGAAUACUGCAAGGCAUUUGCUGAGAAAAACUGCCGCGUGUUUGCCUCUGACAUACCAGCUAGGAUGCAAGACAUGUCAGACUUGGAGUCAGAUAACAACAUAGAGACACUUGAGCUUGAUGUGUCUUGUGAUCAAAGUGUGUCUUCAGCUGUGGCCACUGUUAUUUCAAAAUACGGUCGCAUAGAUAUUUUGAUUAACAAUGCUGGAAUAGGCAGUACAGGGCCAUUGGCUGAGUUGCCACUUGAUACAAUUAGGAAGGCUUGGGAAAUCAACACACUGGGACAACUAAGAAUGGUGCAGCAUGUGGUGCCACACAUGGCUAUGAGAAGAAGUGGGAGCAUAGUAAAUGUUGGCAGUGUGGUAGGAAAAGUGCCAACCCCUUGGGCAGGGUCUUAUUGUGCUAGUAAGGCUUCAGUGCAUGCCAUGUCAAACAGUUUGCGCCUAGAACUUAGGCCAUUUGGGAUCAACGUGGUUCUUGUUUUACCUGGCUCUGUGAGGUCAAAUUUGGGGAGGGCAAAUAUGGAGAAAUUGAGUAAUUAUGAGUGGAAGCUUUAUAAGGACUUUAAAGAGGUGAUUGAGGAGAGAGCUAGAGCUUCUCAGGGUGACAAAGCUACAGAUGGUAGAGUUUUUGCUAGACAUGUGGUUAGAAAAGUUUUAAACCCUAAACCACCUAAGCAAAUUGUUUUUGGUCACAUGACUGGUUUGUUUGCCUUGCUCUCAUGGUCUCCCCUGUGGGUGAGAGAUCUGUUUUUCUCAACCCGUUUCGGCCUGGGAAAAAAAGUUUAAUGUUUUUUAUCACUUUCUUUGUGAUCAAACUAUUGCACCACUGUUUACUGUUUAUGUAAAUGAAUAAUAGGCAGUUGUAUGUUUUG
This is a messenger RNA of Cajanus cajan (pigeon pea), 947 nucleotides long. The record is from RefSeq and is a predicted model, not a curated record. Lineage: Eukaryota; Viridiplantae; Streptophyta; Magnoliopsida; Fabales; Fabaceae.